Cladocopium goreaui is the source of this 1024-nucleotide messenger RNA. Lineage: Eukaryota; Dinophyceae; Suessiales; Symbiodiniaceae. The record is from the annotation of a GenBank genome assembly.
GGAGAUGACGUGCAUUCCCAAGGAGCAAUUCCUUGCCAGGGUGAAACGUUUGACCGAUGACUGGCCCUUCGGUUCGGCGGAUGCUCUGCUGCUGGUGGCAGGGGUCCAGCGAAAGGAUCAGCACGAAGAGGAGCAUCUGGCAGAUGGAGUGUGGCCUCAGACGCCGAUGAUGCAGAUGUGGCUUUUCAGUUUGGAAUUUCCUGAGUGCAUUUUCGCAGUCAAGAGGACUGGUGAGAUGCUCGUGUGGACAAGGGAGAAGAAAUUGAAGUACUUCCAAGAUGUGCAGAGCCCAAACAUGAAGUACCUGUGCAGAACACAUCCUGCCAAUGCCGAGGCUGAUGCCACUCAGCUAGAAGAAUUCUUCGGCAUGGUGAAAGGUGAGGAAGACAAGCUCUCCAUGGCUGUGGUGGACGAGGAUCCCUUGGGGCCCUUUGCACAGGCUGUGGUGAAGCGAUUUACCGCCAAGGACGUCGAGGUGGUGAAUGCUCGUGCAGGCAUUCAGGAUAUCCUGCAAAAGAAAGAUGCAGAGGAGAUUGAACUCAUGAAGAGGGCGGGAAAAUUCAGUUGCGCGGCCAUGCAGGAGUGCAUCAUCAAGAAAUGGCAAGAUUGCGUUGAUGAUGAGCAGCAGAUCACCCACUCAGCUUUCUGCACUGAGCUGGAGGAGAUGUUGGAGGAUGAGGCCGAAGUCAAAGCACUUUGCAACAGAAACAAGCUGGCCAGCAACGAGAUCGAUGUGCCAGUCGUGCUACUACAAAGUGGCAAGACAUUUGACUUGGACUUUUCUGUGAAAGUCAACACAGAAAAGCUGAAUGUGUAACUCUCCCCUGCCGUUGGCGGAAGGGGCUGUGUGGAUUCUGGGGACUCACGAUUUAAUGAGAGCCUGGGUGAUCUCGCUUGGAAUCUUGAUAUGUUGGGGGACAAAUGGGACAAUCUGCAAACACAUCGCGUUGGAGAACUUUGUUCCUGAAGUCUCUUGACAUUGUAGAAUCUUGGAAGUGAGCUGCACGUGCCAAGUGUGGUAUGC